AUGUCGAGAUACCAGUUCCCUACACUACUGAUCAGCCUGUCAGCCCUUGUGACAAUGUCCACGGGCAUCACCUGGAUGACCACUCUGAACAAGGAGUGGACAUUCGAGUGUCCGAAAGGCCGAACAAUCAGAUCUUUGAUGUCUUCUUUUGAAAGUAAUGACAGAGUCUGGAACUUCACGUGCGACCUGACAGACCCGAAGCUCAACAUCACCGUUUGUGAAUGGAGUGGCUACAUCAACGGCUACAGGUCACACUUCCAUGCCCAGUGUCCUGGCGACAGCAUACUCACAGGUAAGGAAAUAAAUAUUAUGAUUGUAGUUAGACAUACAGCCAUUAAAAACUGUGUAGAUUUAAAGCAAAAAUUAAUUUAAAAAGGAUUGCCUUUUGUUGUGUCUUUUCGAAAAUGUUUCGAAAAAAUGUCUUUUAAAAUAUAAUCAAAUUGUUCGUAUGCUAAUAAGAUAAUAUUUUAAUUUAAAAAAUUAAAGUAGUUUCAAGGUUUUUAUAAAAAAAUAUUUGCCAUUAUUUGGCUUCGUUGUUAUCUUGAAUACAUACUGUUUUUUUAAAGUCCAUCUGUCAAACGUAACAUUAUAAAGCUGUAUCUAUCUUCGGGUAAGCUGUCAAAAUAAAAUUUUAAAAUUAAUGUAUCUCCAGUUACUCAGUAAAAAUUGCAUGUUAAAAUUUCUCUAGCUUCGGGUAAAAUGUUAAAAUAGCAUUGUAAAAAGUUGUGUGUUGCUGUUAACUCACCAGGAAUGUCCACCUAUUUUGACCGCGAAACGGAAGACAGACGCUACAACUUCCUCUGCUGCUACCCAGGCGCCUCCGCGACGCAUGCGUGCCAGUACACUCCCUAUCUCAACGCACACGGACAGCCGAUUAGCUAUCGUCUGCUCCGAGCCUGGUACAUCCGAGGGUUCAACACAGAGGUUGUCAGCAGUGACCGCUUGUUCAGCCUCAAUAUCUGCCGACUGGACACAUAUGUAGCCACGUGUUAUUAUUGA
Molecule: messenger RNA, 999 nt
Organism: Lymnaea stagnalis (great pond snail)
Lineage: Eukaryota; Metazoa; Mollusca; Gastropoda; Lymnaeidae
Source: the annotation of a GenBank genome assembly